Camelina sativa (false flax) is the source of this 1810-nucleotide messenger RNA. RefSeq lists its product as uncharacterized. Lineage: Eukaryota; Viridiplantae; Streptophyta; Magnoliopsida; Brassicales; Brassicaceae. The record is from RefSeq and is a predicted model, not a curated record.
UCUAAAUUUACACAAUUUUUGUUAUGUUUUGUGUCUCUCUCUCCUCUCUCUCCUCUCUCUAGCUCUUGUGUAUUGUGAUGAGUUUGCCAAGUUGGGAAGAUUGUAAUAGAGACAAUAACAGAAGUACUAAAAUUUUAGAGGUUGCAAAAAGACAAGUCCAACAUAUUCCACACACUUGAGAAUGUGGUGUCUCUCUUUGACUCCUCUCCCUCAAUCACUCUCUAUUUAUGUAUGCAUCUUUUCAAUCCACACACAUCUCUCUUAACACACACAUAUACAUAUUUAUAUAUAUGUAAUCCGAUCCCUAAAGCUGAUCAUCUUCAUCUUCAAUUUCAAUUCUUUCUAAUUCAUCUUUUCUGAUUGAUCAAUCCAUAUACCUCCCUUUCUUCUUGAAUCUCUCUAUAUAGCCAAUUAAAUGGAAGCAGCUGCGGAGGCUGUAUCAGCCGCUAGGGAGCAAUCAUUGAUCCUUAAAGGGAAACGGACUAAGCGGCAACGUCCGCAGUCCCCAAUCCCUUUCUCUAUCAUCCCUCCUAUGUCUUCACAAGAGCCGGAUGCUGAAGAAGAAUCCACUAGUCUUGUUUCCAAGGAGCAGAAUCUCAAUGAUGAUAUCAACAACAAUAACAACAAGAAUGAUAACAAUACUUUGAUCAAUGGUGUUACAUCUUCAUCUUCUGCCUCUUCAUCUUCCAACAACAAUGUGACAUUAAAGGCCACCAUUGACGAGGAAGAUCAAGACAUGGCUAAUUGUUUGAUCCUCCUCGCCCAGGGUCACUCUCUUCCUCACCACCAACCGCAACAAACAAGACAGCUAAUGAUAAGUUACCAAGAAUCUGGUAACAACAACAAUGCCUAUAGAUCCAGCAGCAGGAGGUUUCUGGAGACAUCUUCAUCGAACGGGACCACAGCGAACGGCGGAGGCAGAGCCGGUUACUAUGUUUACCAGUGCAAAACAUGUGACCGUACUUUUCCGUCUUUCCAAGCUCUUGGCGGCCAUAGGGCCAGCCACAAGAAGCCUAAAGCCGCCACGGGUCUUCACUCCAAUCAUGACCUCAAGAAGUCUAUCUACGAUGACCCCGUUUCUCUCCAUCUCAACAACGUUGUCACCACGACUCCAAACAACAAUAGUAACCAUAGAUCGCUUGUGGUAUACGGUAAAGCUAAUAAUAAUAAGGUCCAUGAAUGUGGGAUAUGUGGAGCCGAAUUCACAUCCGGACAAGCAUUAGGUGGUCACAUGAGACGACAUAGAGGUGCUGUCGUGGCCGCAGCAGCCGCCUCUACCCCCACCGUAGCGGUUGUGGCCACUACAGCUACUGCAAACACUGCUUUGUCAUUAUCGCCUAUGUCAUUUGAUCAGAUGUCGGACGUUCCGGUUCAGGUUCCGGUUAAGAGAGCAAGGAGCGCGGUUGUGUCGUUAGAUUUAGAUCUGAAUCUACCUGCCCCGGAAGAUGAGAAUCGGGUCAACGGAUUAAGCUUUGCUUCAAAGCAAGAAAACGAACAAGAACAUGAACAAACACAACAGAAGAAACAGAGAGAAGAACAUAAGUCUCUUGUCUUGUCUUCUGCUCCUACAUUGGUGGAUUGCCAUUACUGAAAUCAAAAAUUCAAAUCCUAAGAUUCAUUUAUUGAUUUUUUAAAGCAGAAAUUGAUGAAUCAUUUUUCUAAGAAAAUUACUGAUUCCUUGCUUGUACAAGACUUGCAAGAUUCUUCUCUUCUUCUUUUUUCCUUGCCAAAGAAAACUAUGUAUUAUACAAAUAUAUAUACUCCCAUUAGGCAUAUGCAGAUGCUAUGUAUGUAAUUACAUCCAAGUUAA